Molecule: messenger RNA, 2469 nt
Organism: Salvia miltiorrhiza (redroot sage)
Lineage: Eukaryota; Viridiplantae; Streptophyta; Magnoliopsida; Lamiales; Lamiaceae
Product: transcription factor MTB1-like
Exons: 2
Coding region: 485-2290 (601 amino acids)
Biological process (GO): regulation of DNA-templated transcription
Cellular component (GO): nucleus
Molecular function (GO): transcription cis-regulatory region binding; protein dimerization activity; DNA-binding transcription factor activity
Source: RefSeq, a predicted model, not a curated record
AUGGUAGCUUUUUCCACUUAUAUUAAACCAAAUUCAUACACAUGCAGAGGUAGGGCAAGGGAAAAAUCACGAGCAAAAAGAAUUUUAAAGUUUAAAAUCACUAAAAGGUUAAAUAAAGUAACCAAACAUUUCCUUAUUUCCUCGAGCAAGGAGGAAUAAGCAAAUUCUCGUUUUUUAGAUUUUCAUUUUUUAUUUUACUUUGCUCAUAAUUUAUUCAAACUAUUCUUUUCCCGUCUCCCUCAAUAUACUAACCGGAAAACCCCCAAAACUGUUUUUGAGAUCUGAGGGAGAUAUGUGUCUAGAGAGAGAGAGAGCUGCGGUUAGUUGGAUUUCUGCCGAAAAUAUUGGAGUUUUUAGAUAGGAUUUGUGCUGGAUGUGAUUUGUAGUGUAUCUGUAUAUGAUUCGGAUUUUUUCGGUAGGUGGAGCUGGGUUUCGCCUUUCUAUUUCGUUAAUUUUUGCUGUUGGAGUUGAGUAAUUUUGAUAGAUGAGGAAGGAAUCUAGUAUGGCGGGAAUUGGGUGGAACGAUGAGGAUAGGGCUAUGGCGUCGGCGGUUUUGGGGACUAAGGCAUUUGAUUACUUGAUGUCGAAUAAUGUUUCCGCCGAAUGCUCGUUGAUGGCGAUGACUAAUGAUGAGAAUUUGCAGAACAAGCUCUCAGAUCUCGUAGAGCGUCCCAAUUCCGCCAAUUUUAGUUGGAAUUACGCGAUUUUCUGGCAGCUUUCUAGGUCGAGGGCGGGGGACUUAGUGUUGGGGUGGGGGGAUGGGUGCUGUCGAGAGCCCCGUGAGAUCGAGGAGGAUUCGGAUGUUACUCGUUUCCUCAGAAUCCGGCAGGAAGACGAGUGCCAGCAGCGGAUGAGGAAGAGGGUUCUGCAGAAGCUGCAUAUCUCGUUUGGGGGGAGCGAGGACGAGAGCUACGCCUUUGGAUUGGAUAAGGUCACGGAUGCUGAGAUGUUUUUCUUGGCAUCUAUGUAUUUCUCAUAUGCUAGGGGGGAGGGGGGGCCGGGGAGGUGCUUUAGCUCCGGUGAGCAUCUCUGGUUGAGCGAUGCGUUCAAGUCCCCCGUGGAUUACUGCGUUCGCUCCUUUCUUGCGAGGUCUGCUGGCGUGCAGACGAUUGUGUUGGUUCCCACUGAUAUUGGUGUGGUGGAAUUGGGUUCGAUUAGGUGUGUCCCGGAGAGUUUGGAGCUCGUGAAGGUUGUUAGGUCGUCGUUCUCCUCGUUGUCGGGGGUUCUCCGGUCCAAGAAAGCUGUGGCUGUGGCUGUGGCAGCGGAGAACGACAGAUCAAACCCGAAAUCUGGUUUUGGAGAAGUUAUUCCCAAGAUUUUCGGGCAAGAUUUGUAUUCUGGUCGCGUGGAAUUGAAGGAGAAAGUCGAUGUUAGGAAGGUUGGAUACGGGGCGAUGGAUGCAAGUGCGAACGGGAAUGGGAACGGGAACGGGAACGGGAAUGGGCAGCCAUUCGCCAACGGUUUCCAUGCCAUGGUGUGGAGGCAGUAUGGGAAUGUUAACGUUAAGCCUGCGAACCCGGUGGAGGUUUGUAAGAAUCCUCCGAGACCAACGAAGCAUGUUCAUGAUAUGGUGAAUGGGGCGAGGGAUGGCCAGCAUCGGAAACCAGCACAAAUGCAGAUCGAUUUUGCUGGAGCAACGGCAAGACCCGUUAGCUCCAGACCACGCAGUGCAGAGUCGGAGCACUCUGACAUUGAAGCUCCGUGCAAGGAGGAGGGCAUGGUGGUGGUAUCGGAAGACAACAGGCCUAGGAAGCGUGGCCGGAAGCCUGCCAAUGGGAGGGAGGAGCCCCUCAAUCACGUGGAGGCGGAGAGGCAACGGCGGGAAAAGCUGAACCAGCGCUUUUACGCGCUGAGAGCCGUUGUCCCGAAUAUAUCCAAGAUGGACAAAGCUUCCCUCUUGGGAGAUGCUAUUGCUUACAUAACCGAGCUUCAGAAUAAGCUCAAGGAGUUGGAAUCCAGUAAGGAAAGUAGGCUAUCGAGAGAGGCAUCCGUCUCGGAAACUCAGCCGAAUACGGAAACGCCAGCCUGCAUCCCGAGCAUCGACAUACAAGCAGGACGAGACGAAGUCACGUUGAAGGUGAGCUGCCAGCUGGAUGCUCACCCCUUAUCAAGGUUCAUUCGAGCGAUCAAGGACGCUCGGGCGACCAUAGUCGAUGCCAAAUUCGCAUCCGGGAGCGAGAAAGUGUUCCACACGUUCGUUGUGAAAUCCGAUGCACCGGAACGGCUCACCAAGGAGAAGCUGCUAGAAGCGAUCUCCAACUCGCAGCAGCAGUCGUCGUCUGUCGGGUAAAUACCGGUCUCUUUAAAGUUUUCAACAGAAUUACUAGACAGUUAGUGAUGGGGGGGUUAGGGAAACACUACCACCAUAUGGCAAAACUGGGUAGCAAAUGUCUAUCUGUUUAUAGUAUAGAUUUAUGUUGUAAGAACAUAGCUCUUUGCAAGAUUUAUUAAUUUGUUUUUUAAGUUCAA